CCUAAAGUCUAGAAACUCAUCCAAUUAAACCUGAAAUUAACACAAUUAACUCAUAACAUCAAUUGUUAACUAACAGUUUAUUUGAUUAUUAUGCUCUCAUUAGACUCAUUUUCGGUUAAUCAGUUACUUUACCUUGAUCGAGCUCUUAAUUCUUGGGGUGAUCGAUGUUGGGAAUUCGCCAUAGGAUUAUAUCUAAUCAAACUUAAUCCUGAUUCUUUAAUUUUAGCCGCUCUUCAAGGGAUAUUAGCUUCGUGCUUAUCGAUUAUUAUAAUUCCUUUUCUUGGAAGAUGGAUUUCAAAGGCUCACCGUUUAACGGAAAUUUCGGUUUUUUUAUUUUUUCAAAAUUUCUGUGUUCUAAUUGCAGCUUCGUUUGUCGCUCUCUUUUUUCUUGGCGAUCGUUUUCUUGGUCGUUCCAUAAACAAGAUAAUUCAACUGCUUUCUCCAUAUAUUCUGGUUAUAUUUUCGGCAUUUGCUCAAGUAGCUUCGUCAGGAUAUACUUUGUGCCUUGAAAAGGAUUGGAUUCUUAUGAUUGCCAAAGAUGACCAACAAUUAUCAGUACUAAAUGCAUCACUACGCCGUAUAGAUUUGGUCAUUAAAACGAUCUCUCCGCUUUUGGUUGGCCUGAUAAUCCAAUAUUCAGAUUUAGCUUCGGCUUUAUUUCUCAUGUUUUUCAAUCUUUUUUCUGGUUUAAUUGAAUAUCUCAUCAUGAAAGUUGUAUUCACCAAAGUUAUUGAUCUCUCAAAGAAAAAAUCUCCGGUCACUCGAGUGAACAGUUCGUCGAGUGAUAUUAUUGAGAUGAUAGGUUACAAACAAUCAAUCGCAAGUUAUAUUAAACAUUAUGGUUCACGAGGUAUUUCAUUCAGUCUCAUGUACCUUUCGGUCCUUGGAUUUGAUUCAAUUACCGUUGGUUUUGUCAAAUCAAAAGGAGUAAGUGAAACGAUAAUUGGACUGGUCAGUGUUUUGGGCGCUUUGACGGGAAUCAUUGGUACAUUGGUUUUCCAAUGGAUGGUUAAACAUUUCAACCUUAACCACAUAGCGACAAUGGGCUACAUUAGUGACCUGGCUCCUUUAUCAUUAUGUUUAAUUAUGGUAUUCACCUUUCAUGGGAAUAAUUCAUCUCCUAGUGAUCCUUCAAUGAUCUUAUUUCUAACGGGAAUAACACUAUCAAGAGUCGGCUUAUGGAUUACAGAUUUAGCCAAUAAUCAGUUGAUUCAAACAACGACACCAAACCCUGUACUUAUUGGAGGAAUACAGAAUAGUCUGAAUACUUCAGCUGAAUUGACAAAGUUCAUUUUAACAGCAAUUCUAUCAAAAUUAUCGCAAUUCUAUAUUCUGGUACUUGUAUCAUACUUUUCCGUUACAAUAGCGACCAUAUUAUCGAUAUGUUACAUUUUCCAUGCUCGAUUUAGCCCAUCGAAACCAAAGAACAAUCAAAUUAAGAAUAUUAAUCUAUCCGUGAUUGAGAUUCCAAAGGAAAUUGAAUAACAAACAAAUAAUUUUCGCGCUUUAUACAUUUACAACUUAAUCUCGUUCGACUGACAAAUAAACUUUCUAAGUUCUGACAAAGAGCCAAAA
Messenger RNA from Panonychus citri (citrus red mite), 1575 nucleotides. RefSeq names its product solute carrier family 40 member 1-like. The record is from RefSeq and is a predicted model, not a curated record. The coding region runs from base 91 to 1485 and encodes 464 amino acids. Gene Ontology annotation, cellular component: membrane. NCBI's taxonomy places the organism in Eukaryota, Metazoa, Arthropoda, Arachnida, Trombidiformes, Tetranychidae. The transcript is spliced from 4 exons. Gene Ontology annotation, biological process: iron ion transmembrane transport. Gene Ontology annotation, molecular function: iron ion transmembrane transporter activity.